GACGGCUCGGGCCACGUUGUGCACAUGGACGUGAUCCACGACGAGGACGCCAAACUCAUUAUGGCAAUCAUUGGAGAUGUAUCCCAACAAGCGAACGGGAUACAGACGGUUAACCUUCACGACUACAACACGGGUGAAACGAAUGAGGUCCACUAUCACAAAUUAAGCCUACACCCUAAUCCAUUGAUCCACUCCUCCGUGGAAAGAAUUGCGGGUCUCAAAAUCGCUUCCUUUUGCUAUGACUACACUACGUUCUAUGCUGACGUCACACCAACCGACCCGAAGUUCCACGGCCAACUGUCAAAUGGUAGACCGGUCACCAACAUACGAUUGCAGAUGGCCUGCUGGACUUGACAUGGCCGACCUUGUCAUAGAGGGCGGGAGAAUUGUCGCCUACCAGAUCCAAUGGUUCAACGGAGGUUGGUCGAAAUGGUAUGUCCCCGGUUUGAACGAUAUCGACACGAAAUUCAACAUAAACGCAAAGAAGUGUAGUAUGUCCUACUUGGCGAAUAGUAUGAGGCAUAUGUGGUCCUACUUCUACGACCAUACCCACAAGUACCUCGUCUGCAGACCCAACUAAGCUGUCGAGAAAGCUUCGAUUUGAAAAACAAAAACCUACUUGCAAAGGAGCAACGCCUAAUUUCUGGAACAAUCUUAUUAAUUCAUUACAUUUGUUUUCCGCAUAAAAAGGGACAAAACGUUUAUUAUCUGUAUAUCUAAAUAUUGUCAAUAAUACAUGAGUUCAAUCUAUUUGAACCACCACAAGCAUGAAUGGGUCGUAUAGAAUAUAUAACGUAAGCUGUGCUUCACAUGGCGAGAUGUGUAUUAAAUGCAAUGGGUUCGCUUCAGGUAGUCUACAUUUCUUAAUUGCAAAAUAAUACAUUUUAAAAUUUAUAAGAUGCGUAAAUCCCAUUCCUGCUGGUUUGCGGUUCAUUUCAUAUUUUUGGUAGUUUAAAAAAAUUAUCUACCAUUGUUACGAUGUUUUCAAAUGAAUACUUAACAUCUUAUGACAGACACUAUGUUUACCAUUUUUUGAGUUAACCUCCUUAUUUCUGCACACAUAUUAAGUGUUAACUUACAUGUAAUCAAUACUUAAACUUCAGCAGUAAAUGUUUUAACACCGAUAUACAUACUUGUAUAUAAUGUUUAAAUACUAGAAAAGCUCAUAAUAAUUGCAUUAUUGUCUAACCAUUGAAAUGUUAAAAUAAAACAUUAUCUUUAUAAUAAUAUUGGUAAAAUAUGUAUUAUCAA
Mya arenaria is the source of this 1251-nucleotide messenger RNA. RefSeq names its product dehydrogenase/reductase SDR family member 1-like. The transcript is spliced from 3 exons. The record is from RefSeq and is a predicted model, not a curated record. NCBI's taxonomy places the organism in Eukaryota, Metazoa, Mollusca, Bivalvia, Myida, Myidae. The coding region runs from base 25 to 354 and encodes 109 amino acids.